AAGCCGACAGGGGGACCGGGGCGAGCUGCGGAAGGGGAGGGGGUUAGAGGCGAUUGGCUGCGGCGACGGCGGCAGCUCCUCUCCCAGCCCGGAGCAGCGGCAGCGCGGAGCGGACCCGCCUGGGACUAGCGAGGAGAGGCGGACUGCGGCGGGUUUUAAAAUUGUGAAAUCAUGGCUCAUUCAAAGACGAGAGCCAACGAUGGAAAAAUCACAUAUCCUCCAGGAGUCAAAGAAAUCUCUGAUAAAAUAUCUAAAGAAGAGAUGGUGAGAAGGCUAAAGAUGGUUGUGAAAACUUUCAUGGAUAUGGACCAGGACUCUGAAGAAGAAAAGGAGCUCUACCUAAAUCUUGCUUUACACCUUGCUUCAGAUUUUUUCCUCAAACAUCCUGAUAAGGAUGUACGUUUGUUGGUAGCUUGUUGUCUUGCUGAUAUUUUCAGAAUUUAUGCCCCUGAAGCUCCGUACACUUCACCGGAUAAACUAAAGGAUAUAUUUAUGUUCAUAACAAGGCAACUUAAAGGUUUAGAAGAUACAAAAAGCCCCCAAUUUAAUCGAUAUUUUUAUUUGCUUGAGAACAUUGCUUGGGUCAAGUCUUAUAACAUAUGCUUUGAAUUAGAAGAUAGCAAUGAGAUUUUUACACAGUUGUACAGAACGCUGUUUUCAGUAAUAAACAACGGUCAUAACCAAAAAGUACACAUGCACAUGGUUGAUCUAAUGAGCUCUAUCAUUUGUGAGGGAGAUACUGUGUCACAGGAACUUUUGGAUACAGUGUUAGUUAAUCUAGUGCCGGCACAUAAGAAUUUAAACAAGCAAGCUUAUGAUUUGGCAAAGGCUUUACUAAAGAGGACAGCGCAAGCAAUUGAACCCUACAUUACUAAUUUCUUUAAUCAGGUCCUCAUGCUGGGUAAAACAUCAAUUAGUGACCUGUCAGAGCAUGUGUUUGACUUGAUUCUGGAGUUAUACAAUAUUGACAGUCACCUCUUGCUUUCUGUUCUACCACAGCUUGAAUUCAAACUUAAGAGCAAUGACAAUGAAGAACGCCUGCAGGUUGUAAAACUUCUAGCAAAAAUGUUUGGGGCAAAGGAUUCGGAGCUGGCAUCUCAAAACAAGCCACUUUGGCAGUGCUAUCUGGGGAGGUUUAAUGAUAUCCAUGUACCUAUUCGUCUUGAAUGUGUGAAAUUUGCGAGUCACUGCCUUAUGAACCAUCCUGACCUAGCAAAAGACUUAACAGAAUAUCUUAAAGUAAGGUCACAUGAUCCUGAAGAGGCCAUAAGGCAUGAUGUUAUAGUAUCCAUAGUUACUGCUGCUAAAAAAGAUCUUUUGCUUGUCAAUGAUCACCUGCUUAAUUUUGUCAGAGAACGAACACUGGACAAGCGGUGGAGAGUGAGGAAGGAAGCUAUGAUGGGACUUGCACAGAUAUACAAGAAGUAUUCAUUACAAUCAGAAGCAGGAAAAGAAGCUGCAAAACAGAUAUCAUGGAUCAAAGAUAAACUUCUGCAUAUAUAUUAUCAAAACAGUAUUGAUGACAGAUUACUUGUUGAACGCAUCUUUGCUCAGUACAUGGUCCCUCACAACUUGGAAACAAACGAACGAAUGAAAUGUUUGUAUUACCUUUAUGCAACACUGGAUUCAAAUGCUGUGAAAGCAUUGAAUGAAAUGUGGAAAUGUCAAAAUCUGCUACGACAUCAAGUAAAGGAUUUAGUUGACCUAAUAAAACAACCCAAAACAGAUGCCAGCAGUAAAGCUAUAUUCUCAAAAGUGAUGGUUAUUACAAGAAACCUUCCUGAUCCAGGGAAGGCUCAAGAUUUCAUGAAAAAGUUCACACAAGUUCUAGAAGAUGAUGAAAAAAUAAGAAGUCAGUUAGAAAUGCUUGUUAGCCCAACAUGUUCUUGCAAACAGGCUGAAGGAUGUGUGAGGGAAAUAACAAAGAAGUUGGGCAAUCCAAAACAACCAACAAAUCCUUUCCUGGAAAUGAUAAAGUUUCUUCUUGAGAGAAUUGCUCCUGUGCACAUUGAUACUGAAUCCAUCAGUGCCCUUAUCAAGCAAGUAAACAAGUCUAUAGAUGGAACAGCUGAUGAUGAAGAUGAGGGUGUACCUACUGACCAGGCAAUCAGAGCAGGUCUUGAAUUGCUUAAGGUACUUUCAUUUACGCACCCUAUCUCAUUUCAUUCAGCUGAAACUUUUGAAUCUCUCCUGGCUUGUUUGAAAAUGGAUGAUGAAAAAGUGGCAGAAGCUGCAUUACAAAUUUUCAAAAAUACAGGAAGUAAAAUUGAAGAAGACUUUCCUCAUAUACGAUCUGCUUUGCUUCCAGUGUUGCAUCAUAAAGCUAAAAAGGGACCCCCUCGUCAAGCCAAAUAUGCUAUUCACUGCAUCCAUGCCAUAUUUUCCAGCAAAGAAACACAGUUUGCACAGAUAUUUGAGCCACUGCAUAAAAGUCUGGAUCCAAGCAAUUUUGAGCAUCUCAUUACACCAUUGGUUACUAUUGGACAUAUAGCCAUGCUAGCACCUGAUCAGUUUGCUGCCCCUUUGAAAUCUUUGGUUGCCACUUUUAUUGUUAAAGAUUUGCUAAUGAAUGAUAGGCUUCCAGGGAAAAAGACAACAAAACUUUGGGUCCCAGAUGAAGAAGUGUCUCCUGAAACGCUUGUUAAAAUUCAGGCCAUCAAGAUGAUGGUUCGAUGGUUGCUAGGAAUGAAGAACAACCACAGCAAGUCUGGAACUUCAACUCUGAGGUUGCUAACAACAAUAUUACACAGUGAUGGAGAUUUAACAGAGCAAGGGAAAAUUAGUAAACCUGAUAUGUCUCGGUUGAGGCUGGCUGCGGGGAAUGCUAUUGUGAAGUUGGCACAAGAACCUUGUUACCAUGAAAUCAUCACUCUAGAACAGUACCAGCUGUGUGCGCUAGCCAUAAAUGAUGAAUGUUACCAAGUGAGACAAAUAUUUGCUCAGAAACUUCACAAAGGCCUUUCUAGACUACGGCUGCCACUAGAAUAUAUGGCUAUUUGUGCACUGUGUGCAAAAGAUCCCGUGAAAGAGAGAAGAGCUCAUGCUAGGCAGUGCCUUGUGAAGAACAUAAAUGUCAGAAGGGAAUAUCUGAAGCAACAUGCAGCAGUUAGUGAGAAACUGUUGUCACUUCUACCAGAGUAUGUUGUUCCUUAUACUAUCCAUCUUCUAGCUCAUGACCCAGAUUAUGUCAAAGUCCAGGACAUUGAACAACUCAAGGACAUUAAAGAGUGCCUGUGGUUCAUACUGGAAAUAUUGAUGGCUAAAAAUGAAAACAACAGUCAUGCGUUUAUCAGAAAAAUGGUAGAAAAUAUCAAACAGACUAAGGAUGCUCAAGGACCAGACGAUCCAAAAAUGAAUGAAAAACUAUACACAGUCUGUGAUGUAGCAAUGAAUAUCAUUAUGUCAAAGAGUACAACAUACAGUUUGGAAUCCCCUAAAGACCCUGUACUUCCAGCCAGAUAUUUUACUCAACCUGACAAGAAUUUCAGCAACACCAAAAAUUAUCUUCCUCCGGAAAUGAAGUCUUUUUUCACUCCUGGAAAGCCCAAAGCAGCCAAUGUUCUUGGAGCAGUUAAUAAGCCUCUUUCGUCAGCAGGCAAGCAGUCUCAAUCCAAAUCUUCUCGAAUGGAAACUGUAAGCAAUGCCAGCAGCAGUUCAAAUCCAAGCUCUCCAGGAAGGAUCAAAGGGAGGCUUGACAGUACUGAAAUGGACCACAGUGAAAAUGAAGAAUUCACACUGGCUUCGCCCUUACCAGGGAAGAAAACUGACAAAAGGGACGACUCUGAUCUUGUAAGGUCAGAGAUGGAGAAGCCUAGAGGAAGGAAGAAAGCAGCUGUCACAGAUUCAGAAGAGAAACUAAGCAUAGAUGACCUGAAUAAACUGGGUCAAGAGCAGAAACUUAGAGGUAGUCAACGGGGAAGGAAGAGACCUGCAGUUGUUUCAGAAUCUGAUGAAACACAAUGGCAAGAGGAAAAACGGCUAAAAGAAGAUGUAAUAGAAAGUGAGGAUGAACAGAACAGUCCACCAAAGAAAGGGAGAAGAGGACGCCCUCCCAAAGCAAAUAAUGGGGGACCACCAAAGGAAGAACCAGUAGCGAAGUCAUCAAAAAGGAGCAAAAAAAAACAACCACCAGCAGCUGCAGCAGAAGAGGAGGAGGAGGAAGAAGAAAGGCAAACUGAAAACAUUGAACAAAAACCAAAAGGCAGGCAAAAUAGAACACCGAAAAGAACACAGCAGAGAGCAGAACCAUCUGAAACUAGUACAGUUGAAUCAGCACAGUCUACGCCACAGAAAAGACGAGGAAGGCCAUCAAAAACACCACCAUCACAGCAAAAAAAAGUCCGUGCGGGACGUUCCAAACAAGCAGCCAGUAAAGAGAAUGAAUCUAGUGAAGAGAUGGAUGUAUUUCAGAGUAGUUCACCUGUCAGUGAUGACAUUCCCCAGGAAGAAGUAAUGGAAGAGGAGGAAGUUUCCACAAUCAAUGUCCGUCGCAGAACUUCCAAAAGGGAAAGGCGAUGAGUGAGCAUGUAGUUAUCAGCCUUCCAGGUGAAAGCUUUGAAGAAUGCUUUUAAUAUAAAGCUUGAGACUGAAUGAAGCUGUUAGUGCACAAAUGGGGUUGCUGAAAAAGAGACAAAACCUAUUUUACUUUUACUGCCCCUGCAUUUGCAGUCCCUAGGGUCACAAGCUUUAGCCACACACAUGUUGAUAUCAUUAACUGUGGAUUUUUGUGAAGUGUAAUGUGCGCUGGCUUUGUAGACAUACGAACUAAAGAAGAAAACUGUAAAUAGUUCUUUUUUUAAUGUUUCUGACUUCUAAAGUGCUUGUAUAGCUUUUAUCUGCGGCUUUAAACUGACAGUACCCCACUGUUUAUUGGAUCUAUUGAUUUAAAAAAGAACAGAAUUUGUUGAAAAUUGAUCUCAAGCAAUAUCUGUCAGUGUUCGUAUUUGUACUCUUGUUGACAUUUAACUGUGAAAAAAAAUAAUCAGUUAAACAAAUAGUGCCACUUUUUUUGCCACUAUUUGUUGAGAAGAAGAAGAAAAAAAAAAAAAGGUCUUUGUUUCCUUCAUGAAUCUAACCUAGUGUUUACCUUUAGGCACCUACCUAUCAUCAGAGGUGCUAAAUUACUUUCUUUUGCAGUUGAACAAUGUUGGAUAGAAUAAUACAAGAGAUGCAAAUUGUGAAAGAAGUUGUUUGACUUGUUUUACACCUCAGUAUUGAUGCCAGACUUUUCUGGACUUCUAGUGGCAUUGAAAAUUCAAAAAGGAUUUAAAAUAUUUUAAUUUUAAAAGUGUGUUAUUAAAUAAUGUACUGAAUACCCUACCCAUUUUAUCUUCCCCUAUCAGUUUUUAUUAAUCUACUGUAUCAAUAAAAUUCUGUAACUGAGUUUUUAAUAGUCUAGUAUGUUAAUGUGUAUAGAUAUUUCCUUCUGAACAUGAUGUUCACAAAGAGCAAAUUAUUACUACAUUAUAAUAUGAAAUCUGAUAUAUAAACAUCAGUGAAAAUACAGUUCUUAUUACAAUGUAAAGUUAAUCACAAAGAAAAAUUUUAUUGAUGCAGUGUGUCUUUAUAAAGCUGUUCUUGAGAGCCAAGUGUUUUGUAUUUUAUAGUGAAGUUGCAUGUUUAUGAAAAAUGUGCUGAAAAUGGGAUGUAAUGUUUUUUUGGAAACUCGUAUCUAGCAGUAGUAUAUGGUAGGUUGCCUCAUGAGAGAACCUUUUAUUGAGAGUUUAUUGUACCUUUUUGGUUUUUUUGUUUUUGAGCCAAAUUUUUUUGGUAUGAAGAGCUAAGUUUCUGUUGAAUAACCAGCUGUUGAUUAUUGCAGUCAAGGUAUUCAAGAUUUGAAUGAAGCUCCAUUUUUAUUUUGUGCUACCAUAGAGAGGUUGGGGUUGGGGGGGGGGGGGUGUUAGGUAUAAUCUGCGAAAGGAAGAAAAAAAAAAAAAAAAGAAACAAAAUACUUAAAGCAGUAUCCUGUAUGCAGUUUUACAGUUUACAAACUGUGUCUUUGAACCAAAAUGUAUAGGUUACUACACUAUGCUUAGCCAAGCACAUAUUGUAAUUUCAGGUGCUGUUCUCCCUCUGUUUCCCUACAGUUGACAACAUGUGAAAAAAAUUGAUUUCUAACUUUAAAAAAUUUUAUCUCAUUGAAUAAUGGAGCAUUUUCAUAUAAUCCAUCAAUAAGUUAUAGUUGCAAGGUGGCCUGUAAAGAUUAGAGGAAAGGAUAAUACUAAAACACGGAUUUAUGAUUUCCAAACUAUAAGACCUUUAGUAAAGAAACCUUUAGAUUUUUUUUUCAUUAUGCCUUCUUUUUUGUUACCAAUGGAGAAAAGUAUUAUAAACAACUGGAUUAUUCUGCCUCAGCUUGACUUCCCCCCCCUCCAGUAUUCAGCUUUUCAACAUUUAUACCUAUCAAUAUGGGGGAAAUGCUGCCUAAAAAGGCAAUUACGGUUGAUUUAAAUUGCCUUUUAAAUAGUUGGCACAACGGAACUGGCUUACUUAUGCUUCAGCAGUGCAAAUGCAAGUUGUUGGCGGUUUUUUUAAUGGUAUAAAAUGAUUGAAAGCUAGCUUUAUAUUUUCCUCUUUGACAGAAUUGCACUGAAAACAUUUAUGGAAGAUGUACCGUUAAGUCCAUUUUAUACAAAAAUAUGAAAAAUUGAUGCUGAAACUGCUGCAGACUCUUGGGGCUUUAUGUGCAUAAACAUGGUUAGGUUACACUUCAUCGAAUAUUGAUGCACAUUACUGAUCAUAAUGUUUAAUGUAAAUUUAAACUAUAGUUUUGCAAUUUAAAUGUUGAUUUCUUGGGUUAUAAUGUGUAAUUCAUUAUUUCUUGAGAAAUAGGCACAGCAAAUACUUCAUUCUUAUAUUCAAACCUCUUCUAAGUUCAUUCUCAUCUCAUAUAAAGAAAAUGAAUAUUUUAUGUACUAACAUUUUGAGAUCUGCGUACAGUAGCAACAGUAGAGUAUAAUUAUGUAUAAAAGAUAAAUUGCUAACAUUCAGUUAGCAUGCUCUUCUGCAAUGAUAAUGUUAAGUUUAUAAAAAUGUACUGUAUUACAUUAAAAGAUCAAAUUGAACUCACUGUAACAAGUUCCAGUAUGAAAUUUUUGCGAGAUUACCGAAGUAUCUUGCUGUACUUCGCAGCAAAUUAAGCUUGCGUUAUGUUUCCUUUUCUUGCUGCAGUGCAACAGGAAACUUUCAGUGAUCUGUAGUUCAUAUGCAAAGUGCAAACAGUGAUUGUAAUCUUGAUACUGCUGUUUAAGAAUAAUUCACUCUGCUUCCAGAAGCAUGGGAUUUUUUACUUGUCAUCAACGGAGAUAAUUCAUAUUUAGGGCUAGCUAAUGCACUAAUAGGAAGGAAACAUGGAAUUGCUUGAAAGUUCUAGUGUGAGUACACCUAUUCCACCUAGGAUAAUCUAGAAUUCUGUAUUAACUCUACUUGACUCUGCCAAUUGACUUUAUUUUCUAGUAAAAUUGAACCUUUUUUCAAAUACUUUGACAUUUGCUGUUUUGACAUUUCGAUCUAUGUGAACAAAACCAUUAGAAUUUACAAAAAAGCAUUCAUAUUAAAGACAUUUCCACUGAAAAUGAA
Molecule: messenger RNA, 7578 nt
Organism: Harpia harpyja (harpy eagle)
Lineage: Eukaryota; Metazoa; Chordata; Aves; Accipitriformes; Accipitridae
Gene: PDS5B
Product: PDS5 cohesin associated factor B
Exons: 35
Coding region: 172-4518 (1448 amino acids)
Biological process (GO): DNA repair; mitotic sister chromatid cohesion
Cellular component (GO): nucleus; chromatin
Source: RefSeq, a predicted model, not a curated record